Molecule: messenger RNA, 1210 nt
Organism: Entrophospora sp. SA101
Lineage: Eukaryota; Fungi; Glomeromycota; Glomeromycetes; Entrophosporales; Entrophosporaceae
Source: the annotation of a GenBank genome assembly
GGACAAACAAAAAAUCGAAAAUUCCGCUUCAUUGUUGUCUCUAAACGAUACUUCAAACAUCCAAACAUUUGAAACAGACGACAACAAUCAGCAUGAAAAUAAUGUUUAUCAAUUAGACUCUGCGUCUACUAGCCAGGUUUCCACCGUUAACGAUGAAUAUAUUGAAGUUAAGUUUCAUGUUCAUUUGCCGCAAUCUGUUAAAGGUAAAGGCGAUAUAUGUGUUGUCGGUAGCAUUAAGGAGUUAGGUGAAUGGAUAGAGCCUGUUGUAAAACUUUGCCAACAAAGCUCUAAAUUUUCGAAAAACAAAUCUAUUUAUUGGUUUUCAAAUAUCGUCAAAAUCCCACUUCAAGUUAUUGAAGAAAACCACAAAAUAACUUAUAAAUACGCAAUAUUUUUAAACAGUAAGCAACGAAAAGCAUUAAAAAAUGAUAUUAGUUUCGAAGGUUUUGAUGGUAAAUACGAACGUUUACUGGAAACAAGUCACAGAAAUCACUAUGAUAUAUGGAAAGAUAACGAUUAUUUUAAAAUAUCGUUUGGAAUUAAUAAUUAUGAAUUUGUGAAUACCAUUUACAAUACUUUAGAUGCUAAUAAUUUAAAUGACAAAUUAUUUGAAUUUGAUACUAUAUUUCAAAAGCACAAAGAAUUAGUAAUUGAAGCUGCUGGUUAUAAUUUUAAACCUCAUAAUUUACUCGAUUCUAUUAAUCAAAUUAAAGAAAGCACUUUUCCAUCACAAUUUUGUCAAAUUGCACUAAAAGGCAUUAUAGAUUUAGUAUAUCACAUUGGAAAGCAGAAUUCAUUGGAUUGGUUAAAUAUUUUUUCAGUCGCAAAUAUUUUGGAUAAAGAAUAUUCUUUCCUUGAUUCUUUCUCUGAUAUCAAUUAUGAUAAUAACACGAUGAAAGGAUUCUUUGAAGCUUUGCCGUCGUUAGUUAAACCAUACAUUGAUGAUGGUCUUGAUAUAAAUAUCUAUACAAAAAUUGCAAAAUGGCUAAUAGAAUUAUGUAAUGAUAUGAGUUCAAUAGUAAGAAUGUGGAGCGAAGUUAUUGUUCAUUCUUCAGAACUGGAUGAAAAACUUCAAGAAUGUAUGGUUAAUCGUAUUGAUCGCAUCAUCAGUAAUAAUAACUCUUUACAAGAUCCCACAACUUUACUUCGUCAUUAUUUAUAUAUUCCUAUUUAUAUCAGACAUAACAUGAAAAAAACUACAAGAAAAUGA